Molecule: messenger RNA, 1098 nt
Organism: Ilyonectria robusta
Lineage: Eukaryota; Fungi; Ascomycota; Sordariomycetes; Hypocreales; Nectriaceae
Exons: 1
Coding region: 1-1098 (365 amino acids)
Source: RefSeq, a predicted model, not a curated record
AUGGCCCCGAUCCUAAGACCAGCCAGUUUCGAACGCAUGGCCGAGGCCGGCAAAGGAUCCCGCUCCUCGACGAGCCGUCCCUCACCAACCUCGCAAAUGAUGGUUCCAACACCGCCGCCUCCGGGCCCUCUUUCAACGGUCCUCAUCGGUCCCAAGCAGCAGCGCUUCAAGGUCAACAAGCGUCUUCUCUGUGCCUCGGCGUCCUUCUUCAGCGAACGCCUCCAGGAUCCCUCCCAGAGCCGGCCCAUCUCGCUCUGGCUCCCCCGCGAGUCGGCUUCCAUGUUCGCCCUCUUCGUUGAGUGGGUUCACCUGGGGCCUCGCUUCCGCCACUACAUCGACGAUGCCGUCGUCAACGCCCGAGAGACUGGCGACCAGCACCUCCGUGAUUUCCACUGGGCCAUGAUCCGCCUUCACCUGUUCGCGUCUCACCUCGCCCUCCACCGCCUGCAGGAUCUCGUCAUGGACGCCGUCCAAGACCUAUAUCUCCGCCGCGACUGGGACGUGCCCCCGAGCCUGAUCAACUUCCUCUACACCGAGUGCGAGGACCUCGCCGCCAUCCGCCUCCGCCGAUGGGCCGUCGCCAUGGUUGCCUUCUCCUUCAACGGCGGGCCUCACGGCGACUUCGACUCCCAGGACCUGACCGAAUCGGAGCCGGCCCGCUUCACCGACCUCCUCGACCAGCUGCCCGAGUUCUCCGCCGACUACGACCUGCACAUGCGCAAGAUGCGCGAGUCCGGCCUCGACAUCCGCUUCAAGAACCCGCAGCUCCGCAUCCCCGCCAACCGCCUGCGCAACGACGAGCGCGCCUUCGGCUUCCGCCAGUGCUCCUUCCACUCACACCGUGCCACCGUCGGCGAGCGCCGCUGCCCCCACAACGGCGGCGCCUCGGCCAAGUUCCACCGCAUCCACCACUCCGUCACCGGCACUCGUGGAUCGGUCGUGGCGGGGCUGUCCACUCCGAGCCGGAGGAACCACGAUAUCGUUCCUCCGCCGCUGUUCUCGGGGCGACUUGACGAGGACGAAGAGGGAGAUGUUGACGACGCCAUCUCCAAGGCCAUCAAGCACGUGAGGUCCAUUUCCAGUACGCUGAAGACAUGA